UUCGUCAAGUGCUCAACAUUUCCUUGAAGAAGCCACCUGUUUACUGGAUGUAGUAGCUGACAUUCAUGAAUUUGUGCUUUACCAAUGAACGGAAACGAGCCAGUAAACCCAUUUCCAGACCUCUAGGAACAUUUGAUGUUAAUAUAAUUUCAUUUCAGUUCUCCAAGAGCACCGUCGCGAGGUCUAUGGGCACGACGUUUGAAGUACCAGAAGAUUUAAUACGUGCUUAUACCGAAGGCUUAUCGAGCAAUAUUGUGUAAAGGGCAUUCAAGAUCGACACUUUUAUAUAAGAAACAGUGCCAAUAUGAGUCAAUGGAAACAAAUUCAGCAACUGGAUAUCAAGUUUCUCGAACAAGUGGAUUAUUUUUAUGAUGAUAACUUUCCUAUGGAGUUGAGACAGGUGUUGGCCACCUGGAUUGAAAGUCAAGACUGGGAAACGGCUUCAAACCAUGAGUCCAUGGCUACAGUCCUCUUCAAUAACUUCCUCAUUCAGUUGGAGAGGCAAUGUUCUCAGGAGCAGAACUUUCUCCACAGACACAAUCUCAAACGAAUAUUUCAUCAGAUCCAGGGGAAAUACAAAGCAAAUCCUCUUCACAUGGCUGCUGUUAUCUGUAACUGCCUCAGGGAGGAGAGACGCAUCUUAUCAACAGCCAGCAUGCAGGAACAGGGUCCUCUGGAGAAGUCGAUGCAAAGCUCGGCGGUCCUAGAAAAACAGAAAGUCCUUGACAACAAAGUUGCAGUAAUAAAAAGCAGUGUUCAGAUGCUGGAUCAGGCAGUGAAGUAUCUUGAAGACAUGCAGGACGAUUUUGAUUUUCGCUACAAGACGCUCCAGCUUCGAGAUACCGCUGAGAGGAACUCUUUAACUAUGAAACAAGAAGUCACUACACUUCAAGAGAUACUGAACCGUCUGGAUUUCAAACGAAAAGAGAUUUUGUCAAAGAUCGCAGAUGUUAUAAAGGAAAUCGAUGGGCUGAUUUCCUCACAGCUCAACCCUGAACUAAAGGACUGGAAACGGAGGCAACAGAUUACCUGCAUCGGAGGUCCGGUUCUGAUAGGACUGGACCAGCUUCAGAAUUGGUUUACCCUGACAGCCCAGAGUCUGUUCCAGAUUAAAAGACAGCUCGACAAAUUGGGCGAACUGAUUCUGAAGGUCACUUAUGAGAGUGAUCCAAUCCCACUCCAGAGACCUCAGAUGGAGGAGCAAGUCAAAUAUUUAAUCUACCAUCUCAUUAAAAGUUCUUUUGUGGUAGAAAAGCAGCCAUGCAUGCCUACACACCCUCAGAAACCUCUUAUCAUUAAAACACAAGUGCAAUUCACCACCAAGGUCAGAUUACUGGUUAAGUUACCUGAGGUGGAUUAUCAACUUAAAGUUAAAACAACGUUUGACAAAGACCUUCCACCAGGCAAAGUGAAUAGACAGUUCUUCAUCCUUACCAACAACACCAAAGUGAUGGAUGUUGAGGAGUCGACCGGCUGCCUUUCUGUCGAGUUCAGACACCUGCAGUUAAAAGAGAGAAAGUGUCCCACCGGUGGAAAAGGUAAUGAGGGGCCUCUGUCAGUCACAGAAGAGUUACAUUCUCUCAACUUUGAGGCCAUGCUGAUGUUACAAGGCCUGGAUAUUGAUCUUGAGACUUGUUCACUACCACUGGUGGUCAUAUCAAAUGUCAGUCAGCUUCCAGGGGGCUGGGCCUCCGUCAUGUGGUACAACCUGCUUACUGAUGAUCCAAAGAAUCUUGGAUUCUUCAGUAACCCAUUACGGGCGAGUUGGAGUCAACUCUCUGAGGUGCUCAGCUGGCAGUUUUCAAGUUUUGCUGGACGAGGUCUCAACAGGGAGCAGCUUAACAUGCUGGGCGAUAAACUUCUGGGUCAGCAUGCUUCUUAUAAUGACUGUCAUGUGUCUUGGUCAAAGUUCUGGAAGGAGAACAUCCCUGGCAAAUCGUUUAGUUUUUGGCUGUGGCUGGACUCUAUCCUGGACCUCAUUAAAAAACAUUUACUUCCUGUUUGGAUUGAUGGCUACAUUAUGGGAUUUGUAAGUAAAGAGAUGGAACGUGCCUUGCUGAAAGAAAAGGAGCCUGGUACCUUCCUGCUGCGCUUUAGUGAAAGUCACCUAGGAGGAAUUACCUUCACUUGGGUAGAACAGGAUGAAAAUGGAGAGAGAAAGUUCAUCUCUGUUGAACCGUACACCAAAAUGCGUCUUAAUGCUUUACCCAUUGCUGACAUCAUACGUGACUAUAAGGUCAUCGCUGAUGGUGUCGUGCCAGAGAAUCCUCUGAAGUUCCUCUACCCUGACAUCCCUAAAGAUGAAGCUUUCGGGAAACAUUAUAACAGUCAGCAAAACAAAGUUUGUCCUUACAUUCAAACACAUUUAGUUCCUGUUUCCCAUCUAAAUGGACCGGUCCAACAUGCAUGUUCUUCUCCUGAACCCCCAAUGUCUCCUGGAAUGUUUGACAUUCUGAGCCAGCACCUCAGUCCAUUUGAGAUUGAAAGCGCUCGUUUUGAUGGGUUCAAAAUCCCAAAGUGGGCAGAACCUGCGGCACUAGAUUAUGGAUUACACGUUUUUGGAGUCAUUAAUGAAAACCUAAAUCUGAAGAGAGAAGACGACCUGUAUACACGCUUGAAACCUCUUCCAUGUUUAAAGAUGACACUGUGGAACCAGCUACAGCUGCUGGACUCUAUGUAUUUAGAGCAAGUGGAUCAGCUUUACGAUGAAGCUUUUCCUAUGGAGAUCCGUCAGUAUCUCAGUCAAUGGAUUGAGAGUCAAGACUGGGAAACAGUAGCAGCGAAUGUAUCUUUGGCAACCUUACGCUUUCAUGAGCUCCUAAGUCAACUCGAUGAGCACUACAGUCGCCUCAGCCUGGGAAACAAUUUCCUGUUACAGCAUAAUAUACGCAAAAUCAAGCGUAACCUACAGGUUCACUUUCUGGAGGAUCCCGUUCACAUGGCUAUGAUCAUAGCUAACAUUUUGAAAGAAGAGCAGAAGAUACUGGAAAUUGCAAUGAGCUGUCAAGGUAAAUCUGAUUCGUCGCAGGGGAGUGUUAUGAUGGAACAACAAAAUGAGUUGGAUAAUAAAGUCAACAGUUUGAAGAGGAGUGUGCAGGGAACUGAACAGGACAUUCAGGUUCUGGAAGAUGUACAAGACGAGUAUGAUUUUAAGAAAAAGACCUUGCAAAGUCGAGUGGAAGUUGAGAUGAAUGGCCAGAUAACCAAAGAGAUUCAGCAAGAGGAAAUGGCCAUACGACAAAUGCUUAUUGGAUUGAACAUAAAAAGAGAGGUGGUGAUAAAAGAAAUAGCAAACGUAUUGACUCUAGCCGAGCAGAUUGAACACACACUCAUAUCAGAUGAGUUACCUGAAUGGAAGCAAAGACAACAGAUGGCUUGCAUUGGAGGUCCACCUAACGCUUGCUUGGAUCAGCUGCAAAAUUGGUUCACCAUAGUGGCCGAGUGUCUGCAGCAGAUUCGUCAACAGCUGAAGAAAGUUCAGGAAUUGGUGCAGAAAUUCACCUAUGAGAACGACCCGCUCACGCUGGGCAAGAGUCAGCUUGAUGAACAGGCCCUGUCACUUUUCAAAAAACUUUUAUUAAAUUCUCUUGUGGUGGAGAGACAGCCUUGUAUGCCCACACAUCCACAGAGACCACUGGUGAUAAAGACAGGAGUUCAGUUUACUGUGAAGAUCAGGUCACUAGUCAAACUUCCAGAACUAAAUUGCCAACUCAAAGUAAAGGUAUCUAUUGACAAGAAUUUAAAUGAGAUGGAGGCGGGGAAAAGAUUUCGGAGAUUCAACAUUUUAGGCACACCUUUUAAAGUCAUGAACUUAGAGGAAUCCAGCGGAUGUUUAGCAGCUGAAUUUCGUCAUUUGCAGUUAAAAGAAAUGAAAAAUAUAAAAACAAAUGAGAAUCCUUUCAUCAUUUCCGAGGAGCUGCAUUUAAUAAGCUUCGAAACUCAGCUUCUUCAGCCAGAAAUAUGCAUUGAUUUAUCGAUCACAUCAUUACCUAUCGUGGUGAUUUCACAUGUGAUGCAAUUACCCAGCGCCUGGGCGUCUAUCCUGUGGUACAACAUGGUUUCCAGUGAACCUCAUGAUCUGACCUUUUUCUUGAAUCCACCUCCAGUGAAAUGGGGGCAGCUUUCAAAAGUCAUAAGUUGGCAAUUUUCAUCCGUCACUAAGCGAGUGUUGAAUUCUGAGCAGCUCAGGAUGCUGGCAGACAAACUUCUUGGCGCUGAAGCUCAGGGUGACGCUGAUGGGCUCAUCCAGUGGAAUCAAUUUUCAAAGGUUUCUGCCAAUGAGAGGGCUGUACCGUUCUGGCUGUGGAUAGAUGGGAUAUUGGAUCUUAUUAAAAGACACCUGCUAAACAUCUGGAAUGACGGGUUUGUUGUGGGCUUUUUGAGCAAGCAGCAAGAAAAGAUUUUGUUGCAAGACAAACCACCCGGUACGUUUCUUCUGCGCUUCAGCGAAACAUGUCGAGAUGGAGGAAUCACCAUCACAUGGGUGGAGCAUUCAGAUGAGGGCAAACCUAAGUUCCAUUCUGUGAAGCCCUACACAAAGGCAGAUCUGGUGAACAUCUCAUUACCGGACGUCAUUCGUGACUAUACGCUCACGGCAGCAGAGAAGGUUCCUGUAAACCCGCUCAUCUAUCUGUACCCAGACAUCCCAAGAGACUUCGCCUUUGGUCCUUACUAUACCAGCCCCUCUGAAGCUUCAGAAGAGAUGGAGGUAGACAGGCCGAUCUGCCCAUACAUGAACAGACGCAUGAUUUCUGUAUCAGUAGUUCCAUAUUCAAGACUCAAAAACACUGCUAGAACACAUCAAGACGAUUGGUUGGACUCACUGGUCUCCUCUGUAUCAUAAUAGUGUUUCAGCUGUAGUGCAUUUAUUCUGCUCCUGUCUAAAGAAGAGGAACUGUUUCUCACUAUAAUCAGUGUUGACAUUUAGGGUUAAAACUACUUAAUCUUUCUCUUUUUACAAAAAACGUGUAAAAAUAUGUUUAGAAAGCAUGUAUGUUGUUACUGAGAAUGAAAUUGUAUUGUGUAAAUUUGCAUACCACUCACUCACCAGCUAAUGCAGUAGAUACUACAACUGUAAAUGCAUACAAAUGUGCUUCUGUAAUGUCAACCUUUCACGAAAAAGACAUCCCAUUUCAUAAUGUGAAGCAUUUAUUUAUUAUUGCACAUCAAAACUUUGUAUUGUAAACCACUGCCUUCAUUGCACACGUACAAACACUUUAGUCAGACUGUUAAAACCUACUAGAAACUGUCAGGAUGUAAAAACCAACCUUCAUUGUAGAGUCAAAUGCUGUUUCAGAUUUAACCCUGCAUCUGUCUGUUUAUAUACUUUAACAUAUAGGACAAUGGUAGAUAGUGUAAAUCAGUGGUUCUCAAACUUUUUGGUGCCCCCCAACCCUUGUAUGAGGUGCGUUUCUUUGCAUCCUCCCAAAGAAAACUCAUGACAUAAAAAGGAUUAAAGAUAAAUAUAAAAUGUCAUAAAACGGGGCCAGUUUGAGAACCACUGGUGUAAAUGCAAAUUAAUUGUAUUGUAUUGAUAAAGAUUGUCCAACAUGUAACUGUUGGUUUUUCUUUUUUUUUUAGUUUAGAAAGAUGUAAAAUAAAUCUUUGGUGUCCCCAGA
This is a messenger RNA of Paramisgurnus dabryanus, 5618 nucleotides long. Lineage: Eukaryota; Metazoa; Chordata; Actinopteri; Cypriniformes; Cobitidae. The record is from RefSeq and is a predicted model, not a curated record.